AUGCAGAUAUUUUCAUGGCCAGCGCCUCCAAUCAUAGGCAUGGGCAUACCUCCGGAAAUACCUUGUGAAUACACAAGCUUUGGAAUAGAGUACAGUGUAGUUGGAGGAUCGCCUGUUUCGACUUCAUUUGAGCGUUCAAAAUUUGACAUGGAUAAACUUAGGAUGCUAGUUGAUCUAUCAUUCUCCACCUUUGCUGAGCUAAUAGCAUGCCCAUUCGAUGCAAAUGAGCUUGUUGAUAACAUAAAAUCGAUUCAUAUUGAGAUCAACCAGAUACUGAAUGGAUCUAAAAAAACAGAAGCGAUUGGCGAAAUGCUGAGGAUCCGGAAUCAACAUGUAAAGAACAGAAACAUGCUUGCUGAGGAUGUUAAGAGGCAAAUAUCCAAUUUUGAGAUAUGA
This is a messenger RNA of Ordospora colligata OC4, 396 nucleotides long. RefSeq lists its product as uncharacterized. The transcript has a single exon. Bases 1 to 396 code for a protein of 131 amino acids. The record is from RefSeq and is a predicted model, not a curated record. Lineage: Eukaryota; Fungi; Microsporidia; Ordosporidae.